AUGCCUACACUUCGUAGUCUUCGAAUAGUAUUUAAGAAAAAGACUUUCGAAUCCGCUAUCGAAAUUGAUGAUUGGAAACACUUCAUUCGAACUAAAAAAUCUUUAUUAGCUCGAUGUGAAUUUUGUUUUUCUUAUGAUAUGUUAUCAAGCAAUUGGAUUAGUCUUGACGCACUCACUGCUCCAUUUCGAACAACAUUUUGGCUCCAUGAAAAGCAUUGGUUUAUUAAAUGCAAAUGUCUCAUUAAUCAACCACAUGUGAUAUCACUUUAUACAGUACCAAAUAGUUUACCAUUAUAUCAUAUCCGAGGAAUUAGAUGUGCAAUUUCAUCGAAAGAUAAUACUUAUUAUCUAACAACACGAUCAAACACAAAAAAAUGUUGA
Rotaria sp. Silwood1 is the source of this 381-nucleotide messenger RNA. The record is from the annotation of a GenBank genome assembly. Lineage: Eukaryota; Metazoa; Rotifera; Eurotatoria; Philodinida; Philodinidae.